This is a messenger RNA of Carassius carassius (crucian carp), 6052 nucleotides long. RefSeq names its product zinc finger MYM-type containing 4, tandem duplicate 1 (gene zmym4.1). The transcript has 28 exons. NCBI's taxonomy places the organism in Eukaryota, Metazoa, Chordata, Actinopteri, Cypriniformes, Cyprinidae. The coding region runs from base 79 to 5505 and encodes 1808 amino acids. Gene Ontology annotation, molecular function: DNA binding; zinc ion binding. The record is from RefSeq and is a predicted model, not a curated record.
AGAUUAGGUCGGCAUUCAGUAGGAGUGCUUGUGAGUCAGUGUGCUUUCGGUAGUUUUCUAUUUCAGGUUAUCAUCGUCAUGGUAAAUUAUUGUGUUUAUGGAGGUUGCACAAACUGCAGCCAGUCAGGACAUCGAGUCCACAGAUUUCCAGACAAGAAAAAGCACGGUGAUAUCUUCAGUGCCUGGGUGCGUUUUGUGCAAGCGAAGAGACGAGACUUCACCAGUGCAUCUGCUACGAAAAACGCGGUGGUGUGUAGCGUUCACUUCACACCGGAACAUUAUCGUCCAGAAGACAUAAUGGAGGUCAACAUGGGAUGCAAAAGCAAAAACCAAGUGAGACUCAGAGCCGAUGCGGUUCCCUCGGUGCACAUAGCCGCUUCAUCGGGUCAGCCGUCAGCCCGUGGUUCGUCCGCCGCCCGGAGACAUGUUGGUCAUAAGUGGCCUAACUUCGUUUUAAAAAGAGUGACGUCAGGCCCUUCACAGUCUACAGAGACAGUUUCACCGCUGGGCUCUACGUCUGUCGCAGGUGUCCCUAUGGCUAGUGAAGAUUCAACAGAACAACUUCCAGGAGUUGCAGCUGGUUCAGAAGUGAAGCCAGAUGCAGUGGAGUCAUGCCUGCUGGCUGCCACUGAAGCAGGUGAAAAUGAACCAAGCCUUCAAAACAGCCUAAUGGAAACCCAAAAUGUGGAGCAGGAGGAAGUAGAGAAGCUUUCAGAGGAGAUGAAGGAAGAUCCGGAUUUAAUACAACAGUCAGGGGUGGACCAACAAAACGGACCAGAAAAGAACAGUGUAACUGAAAAGAAGGUAGAAGAAGAAAAUUGUGCACAGGAACACUCUGAGCAGAAGAAUGGUGGAGAAGUAAAGAAAAAGGAAGUGAGGAACAAUGCAGAUGAUGCAGCACAGUGUUCAGAAGAGCUUGUGAUCGCUAAAGUCGAAGACUUUACCAGUGAAAUGGCUAUAGAUGUGGACAAGACUGAGGAUUGCGAUGGGAAGAUGGAGGUAGAUGGAUCAGAUGAUGCAGGAAAAUCUCUCCCUGAACCCAUAAAAAGAGAGAAAACUGAACCACCUGUCGUGCAAACACUGUCAGUGUUAAAAACUGAGGUGAAUCCUCAAGUGGCCCAGCUCUCUGAUGCACUGCCAGUGAAGGUGAAGGAUGAGCCAAUGGAUGAGGAAUAUGAGAAAGCAUCGGUGUCACUGCGGCCAGUGGGAAACAUUAAAGAUGAGCCUGACCCAGCAGCUGAGGUCAACCAGACACCUGAUUCGAUCAAGAUCAGCGCAGUUUUUUCUGUAGGAGGAAAUGCCACAUCCAUUGUUCCAGCAGCUGCUCCAGCAAAGGUCCCUACACUAGUCCCUACACUAUCCCUUCCUUCUCUGACCCCUGCCAAUCCAAUUGGUGUGGUCUGCACAGGAUGUAACAAAGUCCUCUUAAAGGGACAGACGGCUUUCCAGCGCAAAGGCUGUCCUAAACUCUACUGUUCACCUCAGUGUCUCUGCACCACCUCUAAUGUUGUGGUCAAGAUACCUCAGAAGAAACAAUGUCACUACUGCCACAAAGACAUUCUUGACCUGAAGGAUGUGAUCAAUGCUCCGGUGGAUAUGUCAGGGACUGUGAAGGAGUUCUGCAGUCAGAAAUGCCUCGGCGCUUUAAGCUUCAAGUGCAGUGUUUGUCAUAAGACAGGAAUGACUUACACUCACGAAGUGAACUUAUUGGGCUCCGUCCAUAAGCUGUGCAGCAAUAGCUGCUUCAACCAGUUCCGCUCCUCCAAUAAGCUGAACAUGAACAGCUGUGUGAACUGUGGAGGAUAUUGCUGUGGCACAGACAGUCAGUGUCCGUCUCUGCAGAUAGAGAGCAGUGUUAUGAAGUUCUGCAAACAGAACUGCCUCGUAGCCUUCAAAAAGAAAAGUUUGAAACCUGUCAGCUGCAAAAUUUGUCGUACCAUGCGGCCAGUUGCAGAAAUGGUGGACAGUCCAAACAUGCAGGGUGUCAAGGAACUUUUCUGUUCAAGUUCCUGUGUCACAGCGAAUAAAGUUCAGACUGUCAGUUCUUCAGGUGUUCCAGUGGAAUGCAACAGCUGCAAGCUUAAACUAACGCCUCAGUACCAUCUAGCCAUGUCUGACGGAACCAUCCAAAACUUCUGCUCCUUUUCAUGUGUAGUAUCAUAUCAGGAGUCUUUCAGUAAGAUAAAGCCUGCCAUGGCAAUAAAUACUGCUACUUCUACAAGCAACAACACACCUACCACAAAAUCUCGUGCCCCCAAACCUCCUGCAGAGUCCAGCUCAUCAGCAAAGACCAGUACUUCCAGUGGUCCACCGCAAACAGCCACUAAGAUCCCCUGCUCUCAGUGUUUGAAGUCAUUCUACCACAGACCAGAGCUGCUGGAGUUCAAGAGGAAAAUGUACGCUUUCUGUGAUAAUAGUUGUGUUGAGGAGUUUAAACAGAUCAACAAUAUCAUGGCUCGCUGUGAGUACUGUAAGAUUGAUAAAGUUGUCAAGGAGGUGAAAAGGAUAAACAAGAUUGACCGCUCUUUCUGCAGUGAGGGAUGCAAGUUACUGUAUAAGCAUGACCUGGUCAAGCGCUGGGGGAAGAAGCACUGUCGCAACUGCUAUUACUGUAGCGGAUCCGCUCAGGCUCUAGUGACUGAAGUUAUUGAUAACGUAGAGAAGGAGUUCUGUGGAAACAUAUGCUUAUCACAACACAGCUUACUGAUGCGUAAGGAAAUAAAGUGCUCCAUGUGCAGACAGGCCAAGAAGAUGACGGAGACUGUGAAAUGGCUGGGUGAGAUCAAGCAUUUCUGCAGCUUGCAAUGCUUGAUGUUCUUCUGCAGUCUGCAGGGAACCACUGGGCCAGUCAGACCCGCAAACAAGACUUUGUCCACACAAGGGACAAGCCCAGAACCAUCUCCAGGCCCUCAAACUACAGUUAAUCACACACCACUUGUAACUAAAGAGGCCGCACCGGUCAUCGCCAGUGUUCUAUCACUCUCAAGUGCGUCCAAUGGACAGCCAGGUGUUUUGGGGAGCAGAGUUCUGCAAGCCUCUGUUCCAGCUGCUACAGCAAAAAGUUCAGGAAAUACGGCCAGCACACAGACAGAUGGUGCGAAGUUUUUUGCGCCAGCACCUCGAAUCCUAAAGAACAAAGCCUUGCUGUGUAAACCAUUAAGUCAGAAUAAAGGCACAUCUUGCAAACCCAAUGUCUGCGACAUGAAUACACAAACAGAUGGACCUUCCGUGAUAGUGCUGCCUGUGCCAGUGCCAGUCUAUGUUCCGCUUCCCAUGAAUCUCUACACCCAAUACACUCCGAAGUCUGUGGGGCUUCCGCUUCCGGUUCCGGUGCCCUUGUUCUUCCCUACAACUCUGGACAGUGCUGAGCGCAUUGUGAAGACCAUUCAGGAAAUCAAAGAGAAGAUCCCUGAUGACCCACUGGAGGCCGACCUCAUCAUGAUGGCAGAGAUGGUGGCUGAGGAUGCAGAGAAGGAGAAAAGCAUCAUUAUUCCUGAUCAGACUAGUAACAUAAUGGACGACCUUGAUCUGGAAGCCUUAUCUAGCAAUCUGAGUUGGGAGGAGGACUCUGUGUCUUCUGCCCAGACAUGGGAUCAAACCCCUGAACCUGAGAGGCCUCCUCCACCCAGAUCUGCCACACUGACCCCCGUCUCCACCGCGGCGGAAGAGCCACAGAUGGACCUGGAGGCCGAUUUCCCAAUCGAGCGCAUUGAACUUUUCAGAGAGCCAACACAAACAGAGACAACAGAUUCUGUCAAACGGAGAUCUCGCAAGAGAAAACAUGAUGGCUUCCCUCAGAAGAAAAGGGCUGUUUCGCCCACAUGCACAUUCGUAUCUGUGGAGUUGUCAAGUCUUCAGGUUUCAAGCUCCGGACAACAGGGACAAAAUGUGGUGGAGGACUUAAAUCCUGAGCUGGCAAAAAGGGAUGCCAUGAUUGAAGGACUAAAGCGGGAGAUGCGACACUGCAAGGAAGUUUAUGACAUCACCAAGGCUGCUCUAGGAGAUUUGAAAGGCAGUCACAAGGGGCUUGUCGAGGCCCACAGGGCUGUCGUGUUGCAGCUGAGAGAGUUACAGGUGACAACCGAGACAUUGAGGAGCAAGCUUGACUCUGCACAAAGCCCAAUGGUGGACUCUAAGAGUGAGGAUGCUGUUGCCAAGUGUACCGAUGCAGACAGUCAGCAAAUAGAGCCAUGUUGCCAUCCUGAUCUGGAGAUUCGUCUUCCCUCGGAGAAGCAGCUGGACCUUCUGUUCACGCAGAGUCGGAGGCGGCCGGAUCGCUUUGGUUGCUUGUUGUUCCGUGCUGUUUUACCCCAGAGGAAGUAUAAGGAAUGGGCGUCUAAUACCAACUGGGAUGGUGCAAGGGGCAAAUUUGCAUUGCCUGUGAACCUACGCCACUUUAUCAUUAAGAGUGUUUCCCAGAGGUUCCCCUGCUUAACCAGCAGUGAUCGAAAAUGCAUCAAAGACCGAGUCAAUGAGUUCCUGCGCUCGCCAAGAAAUAAUGGGCGUAAGAGUGCAACUGUUGUUCCAGUCAAAUCAGCACUAGACAAUCUCUCUAACCUCUCAAAACUGCAACACGAGUAUGCUGUAAAUGCUUGGAAGGAAUGGGUACGCUGGAGGAACGCCCAACCCAACAUGGAGACCCCCAAAUUUGGCUCACGCAGUAUGACACUAAAGGAGGAUUUGUUGAAGUGCUGCACUGCUGAAAUAAGCUAUGGCCUCUGCAAGUUCAUUUCUGAAGUUCGUCGACCCAAUGGAGAGAAAUACAGCCCUGACAGCAUCUUUUAUCUCUGUUUGGGAAUCCAGCAGUACCUGUUUGACAACAAUCGGAUGGAGAACAUCUUUGCAGACGUUUUCUACACCAAAUUCUGCCAAGAACUGACAAUCAUACUCAGAGGGUGGAAGCCAACUAUUAUGCCCAGUGGUUAUGUUCAUUCUCGUGUGGAGGAGGAGUAUCUAUGGGAUUGUAAGCAGCUGGGGGCUUUUUCACCUGGUGUGCUGCUUAACACCCUGCUUUACUUCUUCAGUAAGUACUUCAACUAUAAGACCGUGGAGCAGCACCGCCGCCUCUCUUUUGGCCACAUUGUACGCUGCUCUCGGAGCAAGGGCGACACAAAAGUGGCCUGUUUGCGAUUCUAUCCCCCCAAAGAGGAAGCAAGCACAGAUGGCGUCCCUGCAAAGAAAAGGAAAGAAGAGGAGGAUGAAAAUGAUACUGUAUAUGAGAUCAAAGAGAAUGCAGACAAUCCUCUCCGCUGUCCUGUCAGGCUGUAUGAGUUCUAUCUUUCAAAAUGCUCACCCAGCGUGAGGCAACGCACAACUGAAUUUUAUCUGAGCCCCGAGCGCUCCUGUGUACCCAACAGUCCCAUGUGGUUCUCGACCACCUCCUUGAGUGAUGAUGUUCUGGACAGCAUGCUCACACGUAUCCUUACUGUCAGAGAGCUGCACCUAGAGAGAGAAAAAUCACCCAGUGAGUCUGAUUCAGAAAGUGACUCAGACAUCAGGCCCUGAUUUUGAAAUCAGACACAUACCAUAAGCGCAAACCAAAUUUUUAUUGCUACAAAGCUGACAAAAUCUGGAUGCCAUUAAAUGGGCCUUUAGGAUAUGGAUAGAUUCCAAUGGAUGGAAAGCAAGUGUUUUGUCAUUGUAUUUUCCACAUUUAAUUGGAUAGUAGUUAUGAGGCUGUACAGUGUUUUUGUGAUCAAGUGUAUGAAAAACUAUAUUUGACAAAAGCAGUUGAUGUAAAAAAAAAAAAAAAACAUUUCAAAAGGUGCAUAUGGUGUUAUGGAUUUCAUUUAGAGAACAAUGCUGAGUUUUUUGCAAUACCACAUUACACAUAAGUAGUAUUUAAUGGGGUUUCUGCCCAUUCUUUGUAUCAUAUUGAAACACUAAAGACACUGACAGCAUCUUUGUACAACAGGCAUUAAAAACAGUGGCUGGUAUAUCUACCCCUAAAAUGAAUACGUAGGGUUUUCUUUUUGCAACCUAACCAAUCCAGGAUUUCUUAAUUCUUGUAUGGACAAGGCUGCUUUUCUUUGCAUAAAAAAAGAAAAUUAAA